This is a messenger RNA of Phytophthora infestans T30-4, 303 nucleotides long. RefSeq lists its product as uncharacterized. The record is from RefSeq and is a predicted model, not a curated record. The transcript has a single exon. Lineage: Eukaryota; Oomycota; Peronosporomycetes; Peronosporales; Peronosporaceae. Bases 1 to 303 code for a protein of 100 amino acids. Gene Ontology annotation, molecular function: oxidoreductase activity, acting on paired donors, with incorporation or reduction of molecular oxygen; iron ion binding; heme binding.
AUGGGAAGAAUGCCCCAAGUGUGGGGCCCUGAUGCGAAAGAAUUCAAACCAGAGCGCUGGAUCGAUGCGUCGACGGGAAAACUUGUUGGCGUGCCCUCGUUCAAGUACCCUCUUUUCAACGCAGGGCCUCGUACCUGUCUGGGUACCAAGCUAGUGAUGAUGGAGCUAAAGAUCACUGCUGCUAGUGUGCUGAGCAAGUAUCACCUCACUGUUGGUCCAGGGCAAACUAUUACCUACAGGAUCGGCUUGUCACUUGCGAUGAAGAACGGUCUCAAGAUCAAAGUUGAGACGGUUCUUUCUUGA